Anoplophora glabripennis (Asian longhorned beetle) is the source of this 810-nucleotide messenger RNA. Its product is annotated as PITH domain-containing protein GA19395. Gene Ontology annotation, cellular component: nucleus. The transcript has 4 exons. The record is from RefSeq and is a predicted model, not a curated record. Bases 70 to 696 code for a protein of 208 amino acids. Lineage: Eukaryota; Metazoa; Arthropoda; Insecta; Coleoptera; Cerambycidae.
CCUGUCACAACAAAUCUUUGAUACAUAUUUUGGCGAUUAUUUAAUAUUGUGUUGUGACUGUGCAUAAAAAUGGCUCCCCAUGGGAAAUGCUGUGGCGACGGAGGUCAUCAUCAUGAAGAACCGGGUGAAAUGGGCAUCCAUUACAGCUUAUAUACCAAGAUUAACAAGGAUAAUCUAGAAUGUCUCAAUGAAGUCAGGGAAGGAUCAGGAAAAACAGUUUUUAAACCCUGGGAGGAACGUCUCAACUUCGACUUGUUUGUAGAGUCGGAUGGCGAUGAAGAACUAUUAUUUAACAUUCCCUUUGUGGGAAACGUAAAGUUGAAAGGUAUUAUAGUAAUAGGAGAAGACUCUGAUAAUCAUCCCUCAAAAAUGAGACUGUUUAAAAAUAGACCUUCUAUGACUUUCGAUGACAUAAAUGCAGUACCAGACCAGGAAUUUGAAUUAGUUAAGGAUAAUACUGGUCUUACUGAAUAUGUAACUAAGGUAGUUACAUUUAACAAUGUGAGCCACUUAACAAUGCAUUUUCCGACCAAUUUCGGAGCGGAAACUACUAGGAUUUAUUAUAUUGGCCUUAAAGGCGAAUAUUUCGAGCCGCAUCAUCACGGCGUUACUAUUUGUACGUACGAAGCGAGGCCAAUGUCGCAGGAUCAUAAAAAUCCUCUAGAAGAAUUCACCCAAUCUAGGCUGGGACAGUAAGAAUAUCUUUUCCAGUACUUAGAGUUGUUUAACAGCAUUUGUUAUAAUUUGUGAUGUUUAAAACCUAAAAUUUUAUUACCUGUUUAGUUUCAAGUGUUAAUAAAUAAUUUGUAU